This is a messenger RNA of Peronospora matthiolae, 1740 nucleotides long. The record is from the annotation of a GenBank genome assembly. NCBI's taxonomy places the organism in Eukaryota, Oomycota, Peronosporomycetes, Peronosporales, Peronosporaceae.
AUGGUGCAAGUUACUUUGGUCUGUGGGAUCGUCGGUGUGCGUGAAAGUGUGUUCUCUGUGGGGAUCGACACGACGGACUGGGUGGAUCAACUCAAAGAUGCGAUCAAGGCAGCGAAACCAGCGAUGAUCCAGAGCGAUGCCCGUGACCUGCAGCUCUUCCUGGCGAGAAGAGAUGGGGUAGAUGAUGCUUGGAUGAAGAAGGAAGAGGUGCAGCAGGGCGUACUUGACACCAAGGGGUUGCGGCAACUGAACUUUGCAGCAGUGCCACUGAGCUUCAAUGGUUUAUCGGAGCGAGACGUGCAGACUGAAACCACGGAGGCAGGUCAGAAUAGUCCUGUCCACGUGCUGGUGGUGCUUCCUCCAACUCUGACGAAGCGUCAAAGCGUCCCGCUUAAUGUUCGAGGCGUCAUUAUACACGUUACUGAGAGCAUGGUACUCAAUGAUCCACCACUAGUAGCAUACUGGCACGCCCUUGCAACGUCAUCUACCGCGAUCGUAGCUGAUACUGUGGUUUCGCUACCGAAUGGGACCUACAUCCUGGGUAAUCCAGCGCUCGGCUCUGGCAUCUACAUUCGCUCUUGCUUCCAAGAGCUAUGGCUGAUGUUUUCCGGCUGUGUUCGUGUCAUUGGGAUUCUCGGCAGCCCGGGAGUAGGCAAAACGUAUUUUGCCUAUUCCAUCUUGCUGUAUCUUGCACGUCGUGGAGAGACGGUUGUCUACGAAAGUGCCGCCAUUGAGAAGUGUGUCUUGUUUUCUGGCAAUGUAGUGGUUCAAGGAACACGAGAGGAUUUCGACAGCAUCCUCAUGCAGACUGAAACGUGUUACGUAGUGGAUGGCGUUCGCCCAAAGUACUGCCCAGCAAAGACAAUUCUACUUUCGUCGUCACGCGAAUGCAUAUGGCGCACGGUUUCAGACUUUGGACGCAUGCACCGCAUGCCUGUCUGGUCGGAGGAAGAGAUUUUGAACUUUCGCGAGCUCAUGUAUUCGAAUACACCGGUGGCCAUCGUGGAAGGUUGUUACUGUCGAUGGGGUGGGAUCCCACAAGUGUCACGAAAGGCCGUAUCCGAAGGGAAAAAGCUCCCUGAAGGAUCAGGUUGUGAACACGGAUAUGCAUCCUUGGAUUCACCAACUUGCAAGCUCGCACUAGGGGGCUUCGAAUUACCUGCUGCGAAUCGAUCUGUGACGUGUCUUCAGAAAGAAGUGGAAGACGUUUCGAUGGGAGACACCCCCUUUGAAGUGAAGGCUCCAAUUCCGGAUAACCGGAAGACCUCUGAGACCGAGACAGCUGAAAAAGUGGGAGCCGAACAGCGGACCCAGCAGCUCGAGAAGGCAAAGCGCAUAAACAGAUGCUCUAGUCUCAUCGAAGAGACUUUGAUUACCGAAGGGCUGUCAAAGUCAGACGUGAGGAAGGUGUUCAAGCAGCUUGCUGCCAAGUACGACCUCCAGGUCAUCUCUAAGUACCAGGCUCCUGUAUUCGUUGUCGCGACUGGAAACCAGAGUACGAAGAAGGGCACUGGUGGCCAGCAUACUUCACAUUGGAAGGAACCUCAACAGGCGAGAGCAGCUUGGCGGAGUGACCCCGUUAUCAUCCAGCUUCAACACGAUCGCGAUGAGCUCGUAGGAAAACUCAAGAGAGUUUCCCGUGAGCCUUCUGAGGUGGAAAGCUUGCUAAAGCAGGUCGCCAGCUUCAAUCUGCAGAUCAAGGAACAGAAAAACAGGGUGCGCAAUGCUCAAAACAACUGA